AGGGAUUAAUCUUUGUCCUUUGAUUUCUGAGUGGGCUCUGAGGUUCUCUGUUCCUCUGGGUGCCAAGUCCUUCCUUUGUCUCUAGAGGGAGCCACACAUUUCAUGCAGUUAACCCGUGGUGAGCAGCAAACCACCGUUUUACAAGUUAGAAAAACUGGUUGCAGCCCCAGAGAUGUCCCUUCCUUCCAAACAGGCACUCUGUCAUCUAGUGCAAGCCUGAUGCUUCCCACAUGCCUGUAUGCUGACCACUGAGAGCCUUGCUGCUGUGGCACAGGGUGCUCCUGGCUUUUGCCUUGAAGUUUAUUUAAAUGAUUUUCAUUUCUCAUUUAUAGACUGUAACCAAAGACAGGCCAUCUGAGCAAGUAACUGAGAAGUAAGCAGGGGUGUGGAUUUAACUAGCCCCAGGCAGUCCAUGAUAGCUGUCUGUCUGUCUGUCUGUCUGCCUGUCUGCUGCUGCCCUGAAGAAAGGGAAGGAAUUUAUCUCACUUCCAGGGAGAAGCAAGCUGCUUCACCUGUCCUCACAUUUACCAGACUACAUUUGGACAGAAUAAUUUGAAAAGAAGAUGAAGCACCUCCUGUGCCUGUGUUUACUCCUUGUUCUUUGUGCCAUAACUCAUUGCCACCAUGAAGACAUUUGCCAUGCAGUCAAUAACACGAAAUUGCACGACGGAACAGAAAAUUUAUUAACACAUAAAUGUGGCAGGCAAGGGUCUAAAUAUGCAGAUUUUGCAUUUAAAUUUUACAAGCAGGCUAUAUCAAAAGAAGCAAAUGCAAAUGUUUUCUUUUCUCCUGUGAGCAUCUCCACUGCCUUUGCCAUGCUGGCUGUUGGUGCUAAGUCAACCACCUUGUCUCAGAUUUUUGAAGGACUGGGCUUUGACAAUCUGAAUGGGACUCGUACACAUGAUAUACAUGAGAGUUUUCAUAAAGUUUUAGCAGUACUGAACUGUACUGAUAUUAACAUGACAUUAAGUAUAGGGAAUGCCCUUUUUACAGCUCUUGGUCAUGAACCACAGGAGACAUUUUUGGAAAAUAUAAAAAAAUUUUAUGAUGUAGAUUUUUUUUCUACUGAUUUCCAUAAGCCAGAAGUUCUGAAUCAAAUCAAUAAAUAUGUAGAAGAGAAAACCAAAGGGAAAAUUCCUGAAUUAAUCAAUCAUCUUGAUCCAAGCACAGUACUGGUUCUUGUUAACUACAUUUAUUUUAAAGCUGCCUGGGAAAAAUCCUUUGAUCCAUUGCGUACAUAUGAGGAUAAUUUUUUUCUGAAUAAAAAUGUAUCUGUUAGAGUUGACAUGAUGCAGCAUGACAGUGAAUAUGACAAGUACUAUGAUAAGGAUCUGUCUUGUGAGGUGGUAGAGCUGCCUUACCAGGGCACUGCACGAGCACUGCUCAUUCUGCCUGAUGAUGGAAAGAUGAAGCAAGUGGAAAAUGCUCUCUCCAAGGAAACUGUUUGUAAAUGGGAAAACAAUCUUAAGACCAGGAAAUUAAAUCUGCAGUUGCCAAAGAUUUCUAUUAGUGGGUCUUAUGAUGUUAAAAGCCUGUUCAAGGAGAUGGGCAUUACUGAAGUAUUCUCUAGUAAUGCUGAUCUGUCUGGAGUUACUGGCAGCAGUAAUCUUCAGGUUUCACAAGCAAUUCACAAGGCCCUCCUGGAAGUUAAUGAGGCUGGAACUGAGGCUGCAGGAGCCUCAGCAGUUCUUCUUAACAGAGGUUUUCGUCCUUCUCUUCCCAUCACAUUCAACAGGCCCUUCAUUAUCUUGAUCUCUGAUAAAGUAACAGAUACCACACUUUUCGUGGGGAAAAUUGUCAAUCCUACUAAGAAGUAAUUGCUGAGUUACUGGUUUCCAACAUGAGUCAUUAUGGCUACAGUGUGUGCACCUGUGGGCUAGCUAGUGGUGCUAACUACUUUCUGAUUGGGAGAUUCUGGGAGGUAAAUGAGGAAUUUCCUCAUCAAACUAAGAAGCAAAAAAAAAAAAAAAAGUAAAAAACCCUCAAGCUAAUGACAGUUUUAAAAUGUAACAUUUUCUCCAGCUGAGUAAUUCAGGUUAUUAACACAUUUUCCAAGUUUUCUUCAGAAUGCAGAUUUCGGUAAAGUCUGCUGUUAUUUUACAAGUGAAUUCUCUCUGCUAAGUAGUUUUGUCCAGACCACUUUCAGUUCUGGGUUAUUCUCCAAAAUCUUUAUCCUAAUGUGUAUCAAGUCCCCUGAAAUUCUGUUGUAUUCUCUGAGACUUGCUGAUGAUCAGUGUUCACCUGAGCUAGUGCCUAUGGAAUCCUUUUUCCCUUAGAGAGAGUCUUGUGCUGCCUGGGUCAUUGCUAUUUGCCCUCAAUCAACCUGAUCUUUUGCAUAUGUUCGAACUGUUGCCUAGGAUGUCUUAAAAAAAACAUUGGCAAAAAAGAGAAAAUACCUGAGACAACAGACCUGCAGCAUGCAGCCCACAUGGUCAAGAAAAAGCUUAGAGUGACCUUAGGCACAAACUGCCAAAGAAUUGCUCUGCUGCAAUAUCAUCCCUUAAUUAUUGCUGUGCUUGAUGAAUAAAAUAAGCAUUGUCAUUUAAAUCUGUCAUUUAAGGACUAA
Messenger RNA from Calypte anna (Anna's hummingbird), 2566 nucleotides. RefSeq names its product serine protease inhibitor 2.1. The record is from RefSeq and is a predicted model, not a curated record. Gene Ontology annotation, molecular function: serine-type endopeptidase inhibitor activity. The transcript has 6 exons. NCBI's taxonomy places the organism in Eukaryota, Metazoa, Chordata, Aves, Apodiformes, Trochilidae. Gene Ontology annotation, biological process: negative regulation of endopeptidase activity. The coding region runs from base 564 to 1817 and encodes 417 amino acids.